GGCGAUUACGAAGCCCGCGCAGUUUCCAUUUGUUCAUCUCACGCGAGACUCGUUUAUCCUUCAUGCGAUGGCUGUAAGAAACAGUUCUGUGAUGUCUGUUCAAACAUAUCUGUUACCCAGUGCAAUUCUUGUCUGAAGCAUUUCUGCUCCAAGUGUCAAGUCCAAUGAAACGAGAAUAUAACCAAGAGCGGAAAAUGCGACCAGUGUGACGAGAAAAUACUUCGUCCCUUACAAGAAAUUUGUCGCAGCCACAUACGCCAUGCCAUCAGAGGUGCUAUUGUAACAAGCAAAUCGCCUGUUACCUCGCUGCAGUCAAAGGACAUUGACCACAACGUUCAACAGCUUCCUCUCCCGGGAACUGUGAAGAACUUUGUGUGCUACAAAUAAUUUGACUGACCCUCCCUAACCAUUUGAAAAUAAUAUAGGGUCGGUUGGAACUAUCAAAAAGAGAGUUAACAACAGUGUUGCUCUUGUAUCAGACAGGAAGCGAUCAACUUAAAGGAUCUCUUUGAAUUCAUUAUUAGUAAAAAAAAUAUUUUGUAGAAAAAAAGAAGGUUAACUGUGUAAAUAAAUCUAAUAUUAAUUAAGAAGAAUAAUGAGUAAAGUGUUUCACAGAUACUUGAUAAAUGGAAAUGUAACAGGACUGAACUGGUAGAGAAAGAUAGUCAUUUGUGUUGAGAAAACUAAAAAGUUCUAUGGGAGAGAUUGAAAUCUUAGUUAAAAAGAAGUGUAUAGAAUUUUAAAGUAUUAAAUAAUAUUAGAUUCUGCAAAGCAUGUUAUGUUCUUCUAGUGCUGCUAUGGCUCUCUAUUACGUGGAAGAGAAAUAAAAUAAUAUGCUAACUCUGUGGUACUAGGUGACAAAGACAAAUUGUAAAUCAUGUGAUGGAAUACUUGGAUUUCUUUUAUCACAACUGGUUGUAUGUAAACGUCACAAUUGAAAAUAAAAGGAGUUGUAACAAGUUU
Molecule: messenger RNA, 963 nt
Organism: Stylophora pistillata
Lineage: Eukaryota; Metazoa; Cnidaria; Anthozoa; Scleractinia; Pocilloporidae
Source: RefSeq, a predicted model, not a curated record